Messenger RNA from Cavia porcellus (domestic guinea pig), 1602 nucleotides. It is a transcript of the gene Zdhhc19, whose product is annotated as zinc finger DHHC-type palmitoyltransferase 19. Gene Ontology annotation, biological process: protein targeting to membrane; peptidyl-L-cysteine S-palmitoylation. Lineage: Eukaryota; Metazoa; Chordata; Mammalia; Rodentia; Caviidae. The transcript is spliced from 8 exons. Gene Ontology annotation, cellular component: endoplasmic reticulum; Golgi apparatus. Bases 108 to 1538 code for a protein of 476 amino acids. The record is from RefSeq and is a predicted model, not a curated record. Gene Ontology annotation, molecular function: protein-cysteine S-palmitoyltransferase activity.
GGAACUCUGAAAGCCAUGGGGGGAGGAGGAGGAGCUUGGAGCCUUUGAUUUCCCCAGUGGCACAGGAGGACUAGCUGUGCCAAGCCGGGCAGAUCCUAAAGGAUGUCAUGUCCCAUAUGAAAGGUCCUCAGUCUCCGCCUCUCACCCCAGUUUCCUGGUUCCUCCCAAGCCUGUUCCCUGCCUUCAAUGGAGUCCUACUGGUGGUUUUCAGUGGCCUCUUCUUUGCAUUCCCUUGCAGGUGGCUGGCUCAGAACGGAGAAUGGGCCGUUCCCGCAGUCACAGGCCCCCUCUUCCUCCUCACCUUCUUCAGUCUCAUCUCACUCAACUUCUUAGACCCUGGCACCUUACAUCAAGGCUCCCCGGAAGAGGACCCCAUGAUAGUCCACGUGGUGUGGGUGAACUACAAGGCCUUCCGCCUGCGGUGGUGCCCAAGGUGCUGUUUCCACCGCCCGCCUCGGACCCACCACUGCUCCUGGUGCAACAUCUGUGUGGAGGACUUUGACCACCACUGCAAAUGGGUUAAUAACUGUAUUGGUCACCGCAACUUCCGCUUCUUCAUGCUGCUCAUCGUGUCCCUGUGCCUCUACUCUGGCGCUCUGCUGGUCACCUCCCUACUGUUCCUGGCGCGCACCAGCCACCUGCCCUUCAACCUGGACAAGGCCAUGGCCCUACUGGUGGCGAUCCCCGCUGCCGGCUUUCUGGCUCCGUUCUUGGUGCUGCUGGUGAGCCAGGUCCUCUUGGUGAGCACGGCUGAGCGCUCCUACGAGGGCCAGCACAGAGACCUUCAUGUAUACAACUCCUUCAACCAGGGCUGCACCAGGAACUGGUACCUGACCCUCUGCGCACCGCUGGGACCACAGUACAUGUCUGAUGCUGUCUGGCUGCAGAGACCAGUGGGGCCCGAGAGGGUGCCAACACUUGCCCCCAACCUCCCGCCAUGCCCUUGUGCUCACUGUCACCCGCCCCGCCCAGGGACGCCGCCCCAGCCUGUGGGCCACUGCCCAGGGAAAGGGCCUCUGGGGGGCGGGGAGGCUGGCUCUCUCCAGGAGGCAGCGGAUUGGCUGUGUGCCGUGGGACACUCGUUCCCACUCUGUCUAGCUGCCCACCGGCCCUGCGUGACCCUGGAUGCAGGAGACCCCUGGACCAGCCUCAGCCUCCCAAUCUCCCUUCCGUCCCCAGCAGAGCCAGGAGCACCUAUACCCACUCGUCACCAACCAGAGCCCGGGCAGAGGCUUUGUGUCCGCCUCGCCCACUCUCCUGGCGGGAGGGCCGAGGCCACCCUAUUUGUCAUUAAAUUAAUACCUUUCAUGGGUCUCAGUGCCCUGCUGUGUUUCUAUCCUAGAUAUCAGGGUCUUGGGGCAGGGACAGAUUGUCGGGCUGGACAAAGUCCAGGGAUCCCCAGAAGCCUGAGCUCCAGCUCAGCACUGGCUGGAUCUGUGAGCUUGGGCAAGAUGCUUAAUGUUUCUCCCAUCUGUAAAAUGGUGCAGCAGUGUCAGGCCUGGGGGCGCAUGCCUGUUAUCCUAGCACUUGGAGACUGAGGCAGGAGGAUCACCUAGUUCAAGGCCAGCCUGGGCUACCUACGUCUCAGCCCUGCAGCACCCU